GGAAAAUCCAGGGAUUCUGAGGGACCAGCUGCUCCCGAGGGAGGAUGAGCGCCGUGAUCCUGCUGCUCCUGCUUUCCGCCGGGAAUGCCGCAUCCCAGCCGGAGAAGGCGCUGCCCCGGCGGCGCCUGGCGUGCGUGAGGUGCUGCGGGCCCUCGGAGCAGCCCGUGUCCAUCUUCUCCCAAAGGUCCGCGAGGAUGAGCGGCCAGCCCGAAUAUUCCCUGCCCAAAAUCCAGCCCACCAUUGACAUCACCAUCCUCAAAGGCGAGAAGGGCGAGAUGGGCGAGCGGGGAUUCCCCGGAGCAGCCGGGAAGGCGGGGGAGCGGGGAUCCCGCGGGCUGAGCGGCCGCAAGGGCCAGAAGGGCCAGCCCGGCCCCCAGGGCCACUCCUGCAAGCAGCUCUUCGCCGCCUUCUCCGUGGGCCGCCGCAAGGCCCUGCACAGCUCCGACUACUUCCAGCACGUCACCUUCGACACGGAAUUCGUCAACCUCUACCAGCACUUCAACAUGUUCUCCGGGAAGUUCUUCUGCUACGUCCCCGGGAUUUACUACUUCAGCCUCAACGUGCACACCUGGAAUUUCAAGGAGACCUACGUGCACCUGAUGAGGAACGAGCAGGCCGUGGCCAUCCUGUACGCCCAGCCCAGCGACAGGAGCAUCAUGCAGAGCCAGAGCCUGAUGCUGGAUCUGCAGGAAGGGGAUGAGGUUUGGGUCAGGAUGUUCAAGAGGGAGAGGGAAAAUGCCAUUUACAGCGAGGAGUCGGAUGUGUACAUCAUCUUCAACGGGCACCUGAUCAAACCCGCCCUGGAGUAG
Onychostruthus taczanowskii (white-rumped snowfinch) is the source of this 809-nucleotide messenger RNA. It is a transcript of the gene C1QTNF8, whose product is annotated as C1q and TNF related 8. Bases 45 to 809 code for a protein of 254 amino acids. The record is from RefSeq and is a predicted model, not a curated record. Gene Ontology annotation, molecular function: protein binding. Lineage: Eukaryota; Metazoa; Chordata; Aves; Passeriformes; Passeridae. The transcript has 3 exons.